Mesorhabditis spiculigera is the source of this 228-nucleotide messenger RNA. The record is from the annotation of a GenBank genome assembly. NCBI's taxonomy places the organism in Eukaryota, Metazoa, Nematoda, Chromadorea, Rhabditida, Rhabditidae.
AUGAAUACGAGCGGGAAGCUCCUUGGCGAGCCUAUGGACAGUGCAAGUGCUGCUCAUCACGUCUUCACCAUGAUCGUGCGCCCGUUGAAUAAAUACCUGAGGCUGACGAGGCAACAGCCGAAAUUCCCAACCGAAAAGGUGAUGGGCCACAUCGAAAAAUGUAUCUCGAUGCGAUUGAACUAUCGCACCUUCCUGUCCUAUUUCUGGGAGCUCGAGUCCCGCCAGCGG